Molecule: messenger RNA, 1257 nt
Organism: Bathycoccus prasinos
Lineage: Eukaryota; Viridiplantae; Chlorophyta; Mamiellophyceae; Mamiellales; Bathycoccaceae
Product: retrotransposon protein, putative, unclassified
Exons: 1
Coding region: 1-1257 (418 amino acids)
Source: RefSeq, a predicted model, not a curated record
AUGGUAUUUGCGAUUUGCGCGGCGCGAGGGAAACCGCCUAGAGGAGGGGAUUUCUCCGCUGCAUAUCUCCAGGUUCCGGAGGAAAAAGACAUUUACGCUCGCGUAUUUAAGGAAUAUAAAGACUUCAAAGGACCAGGUAUCAAUUAUUAUGGUAAAGUAUUGAAGCUGAAUAAGAAGUUAUACGGAGCUAAGUCGAGCGGAUUAGGCUGGUACGAUCACCUGAGUGAGCUGUUACAACGGGGAGGAUUUUCGGUCCACCCGGUAGAACCAGCUUUGUUUGUUGGUCCGAUUGACGAAGACGGCGACCGGGCACUAUUGAUGACUGUCGUUGACGACUUCGUAGUAUCAUCAAGUGAGAAGGUAUAUCUCGAGUUAGUGAAACAUUUUGAGACGAAUGGGUACACUAUUACCGGAAAAGGGAUUACUGAACGGUUCGCGGGGUUGAAUGUUGAGUGGAACGAAGAGAGCCCACACGUCGUAAAAUUGGAACAGUCCGAUAAACUAUCGGAUAUUGUGGAUGAUUACGGAGAUCAGCCGGGAGCGAAAGCACGACAUACGCCAAUCAACGCUGAUUACAACGUAGUUCUCGACAAGGAGUACGAGCCACCGUCCGAGGAAAUUAGGAAGUACAGGUCGUUACUCGGAAAACUUAUGCAUCCGGCGGUUGUUUCGACGCUUCCGAUAUCGUUUGCGACGUCUGCAAGCGCACGCGUGAUGUCGCGACCGAAACCGGAGCACUACCAGCAAUUAUUGCAGACGGUAGGUUACUUGAAGAACCGCGAUCGUAAGGAGUAUACCCUUAAGUAUGACUUCACCGAUUGUCCGAGGGACUUUAGAUUAUACGCCUUUUCGGACGCAUCUUUCGCGGACGGCGACAGUUCUAAGUCAACCGUCGGAUUCGUUGUUUGCGCGGGAGGAGCAGCAAUUCAUUGGAAGUCCGGUCUCAUGACGACAGUCGCGACGAGCACUGCAAGCUCUGAGCGGGACGCGGCGUUCCGAUGCGGUAAAACUAUCGCGUACUACACGCAUAUAUUGGAUACCGUUGGUUUCCCACAACAUGCGGUACGUUUGUUUUGCGAUAACAAGGCGACAAUAACGGGGAUGCUCAAUUGUACUGUGGACAGCCAACGACGGCACGAAAGGGUCGCGACGGCGUGGCUACAUGACAUUUGUGUAAAGCGGAAGUACAUACAGCCAUUCUAUGUUGAAUCGAAGCACAAUAUCGCGGAUGUGAUGACGUGCCGAUCACAUGUUUAG